AUGGAUGUGAUUGAUCUAACAAUUGGCUCGGUGGUCCACUGGUUUCUCAAAGGCCUGCGUAUCGUGGUGGACCUGAGCUACAAGCCACCCCGUCGCCGCGGGACCUCACAGGGGGGCAGCGACUGCCACACGGAUUACGUGCACGUAGGGAAUGACGUCAGGCGCGUGGACGUCAGCGUGAUGACGUCAUUCAAAUUUUGCGAGGAAGACGCCGAGCAAGAGCUGGUGUCCAGAGGCAACCAUCUGUGGCUGGCUUACAAAGCUUCCAGAAGGCCGCAGAGGUUGAUGGUCCGGCUAGAAGCCAGAGCUCCAGCAACAGAUAUGGGAUCAUCUGUUUCCGCCUUCUUCUCCACAACUCAAGACCUCUUGAGUUCCCCCAGGCUCUCCAGCGGGCCUUGCUUCCGUUGCGGAGACGGCACUUGUAUACAGCCCCGCCUCUCUCUCUAUGACAUCAGCAACUAUGGGCGGGUCCUUUGGUACCUCUGCGAUGGAUUUUCCCAUUGCCCAGACGCAUGGGAUGAAAGAAAAGGUUGAUUGGG
Aplysia californica (California sea hare) is the source of this 539-nucleotide messenger RNA. RefSeq lists its product as uncharacterized. The transcript has 2 exons. NCBI's taxonomy places the organism in Eukaryota, Metazoa, Mollusca, Gastropoda, Aplysiida, Aplysiidae. Gene Ontology annotation, molecular function: protein binding. The record is from RefSeq and is a predicted model, not a curated record. Bases 1 to 534 code for a protein of 177 amino acids.